Callorhinchus milii (elephant shark) is the source of this 4904-nucleotide messenger RNA. RefSeq names its product calpain 15 (gene capn15). NCBI's taxonomy places the organism in Eukaryota, Metazoa, Chordata, Chondrichthyes, Chimaeriformes, Callorhinchidae. Gene Ontology annotation, molecular function: calcium-dependent cysteine-type endopeptidase activity. The transcript is spliced from 12 exons. Bases 100 to 3462 code for a protein of 1120 amino acids. Gene Ontology annotation, cellular component: cytoplasm. Gene Ontology annotation, biological process: proteolysis. The record is from RefSeq and is a predicted model, not a curated record.
CCUGAGAAAGUUCACUUCCGUUCUGAAGAGCAAGCUACUGACUCUUUAGGUAGGACUACCACCUCUCGCACAGGAAGCACUUCCCAGUCACCCAGUGGUAUGGCAGCGACCAGCGAGUGGCCGUGCUCCCGCUGUACGUUCCUGAACCCGGCUGCGCUGCGGCAGUGCUCCAUCUGCGAGGCCCCAAGGGAGAGGCCGGACUUCAACCACAUCCUGCGGCUCAGCACAGAGGAGCAGCAAUGGGGCUGCCCACGAUGCACCUUCAGGAACUCACCUGCCAAAAGUCAGUGCGAUGUGUGUGGCUUCUCUCAGGCGCUCACCCCUGUCACUCCCCCGGCGCUCGCUGCUGCCAAUGGCAAUGCCAAGAGUCCAGGGGCACCAGCGGAGCCUCGAAGCACCGUUGUGGCACAGGAUUGCAGGAGGCCGGCGAGUGGAGAUGUUAACGGUAACUGCUGCGAGAAUGGGUUACCAAGCACCUGCAAAGCGUGGGCGUGCCAGCGCUGCACGCUUCACAACACCCCUUCCGCUAACUCCUGCUCGGCCUGUGGGGGACCUCGCAAGCUCUCACUGCCCAAGAUCCCUCCUGAAGCUCUGGUGGUCCCUGAAGUCCUGACCCCGGCAGGAUUCCAGCUUCCCUCAGGCCCAUUGCCAGCAAACCCCCAGCUUGGGAACCUGAUAGACCUGACUGAGAGUGAGCCGCCGUCAAGCCAGGAAACCCCAAAGGAAGCAGAGAGCCCCAAGUCUCCCAUGGUCAGCCCACUUUCACCGAUGAUCCAGAACAACCCUGUGCCGCGGAGCCGCAGGGAGGUGCCACCCGGCAAGUUCCAGUCGCCUGCUCCCGACACACCGGCCCCAACCGGUGGCUUAGUCAAUACGUCUACCUCCCCCACCUCCGCCCCGACUCCAGCCCCAAGAAGUUCCCCCCUGGGACCAGCGAAACCUGCCACCAAACUCCAGGAACUCUUUUGUACCAAGAGACUCAGUGUUUUAGAUGAGGAAAUGGAGUUGGCCCCCAGUCAGUGGAAGUGCACCUCCUGCUUGCUCCUGAACUCUGCCUCGGCUUCGAAAUGUGAAGCGUGCAGGACAUUGCGGGGCAGCGACAUCAUCGACGUGAGCGGAGAGACAGUCAGGUUCACGCCUUUCAACCCCUCCAGCCCGGACUUUACUGUGUGGUCCUGCUCUAAGUGCACACUGAAGAACCCAACCAGCCUCCCGAAAUGCAGCGCUUGUGGCUGCUCCAAACUGCACGGCUUUCAGGAGUACAGUCUAACAGAGCGAGGGGCCAGGUGUCUGGACUGUAAUGUGGAAAGGGGUCCCAACGGGACUACGUGCCCUGCGUGUGGAGGCAGGUCCUCGGCUGCACGCAAAGCCAUCAAGCUCUUCCCCGUCCAGCCCUCGUCCUCUCAAGAGAAGGCCAACGAGUGGUCCUGCCCGGCAUGCACCCUGCUGAAUGAUUUGAAGACCAAGCAUUGUGCCGCCUGUCAUACACCACAGCAGUACUUCACCCUGAGGAAAGGCUCCAAGCCGCUCAAGAGACGGGAGAGCAUCCUGGUGGAAGCUAGGAGGAAAACGGAUGAGGGGGAGGCCAAAGAGUUGUGGGAGAACAUAGUCAAGUUCUGCCAGGAGAACAACGUGAACUUUGUGGAUGACAGCUUCCCCCCAGGCCCCCAGUCUGUGGGGUUCCCGGAGGGCGACAGUGUACAGCAGAGAGUCAAGCAGUGGCUGAGACCCCACGAGAUCAGCUGCAACACCUUCAAAGAUCGUGGUGUGAAAUGGUCUGUGUUCAGGACCCCACGACCGUCAGACAUCUCUCAGGGAUUGCUCGGCAACUGCUGGUUUCUGAGUGCACUUGCUGUGCUGGCAGAGCGCCCUGAGCUGGUGGAGAGGGUAAUGAUCACACGCACCAUCUGCCAUGAGGGAGCUUACCAAGUUCGGUUGUGCAAAGAUGGGACCUGGAUAACUGUACUCGUGGAUGACAUGUUGCCCUGUGAUGAAUAUGGCUACUUGCUCUUCUCCCAGGCUCAGAGAAGGCAGCUGUGGGUUGCGCUGAUCGAGAAAGCCUUGGCUAAGCUACACGGCUCCUACUUUGCCCUGCAGGCCGGCCGGGCCAUUGAAGGGCUGGCCACACUGACUGGUGCUCCCUGCGAAAGUCUGAUGCUGCAGGUCAGCUCCACAAACCCGCGAGAGGAACCCAUCGACACUGACCUCAUUUGGGCCAAAAUGCUGAGCUCUAAGGAAGCUGGGUUCCUGAUGGGUGCUUCCUGUGGAGGUGGAAAUAUGAAGGUGGAUGAUACUGUGUACGAGACCAUGGGGCUGAGGCCACGUCACGCCUACUCCAUACUUGAUGUGCGGGACGUGCAAGGCUACAGGCUUCUAAGACUGCGGAAUCCAUGGGGCCGCUUCUCAUGGAAUGGGAACUGGUCGGACGACUGGCCACAUUGGCCACCACAUUUGCGGCACGAGCUAAUGGCACACGGGAGCAGUGAGGGCGUGUUCUGGAUGGAAUACAGCGACUUCAUCAAGUUUUUUGAUUCUGUGGACAUUUGUAAAAUUAACUCUGAUUGGCACGAGGUGCGCCUCCAGGGUAUGUUCCCCAAUAAAGCCAGCGGGCCAAUCACUGUGACUGCACUGACCGCACUGGAGCGCACUGCACUGGAAUUCCAGCUAUUCCAGGAGGGAAGCAGGCGCUCUGACACAUCCGACAGCCACUUGCUGGAUCUGUGCAUCAUGGUAUUCCGGGCAUCCUUCUCCAGUGGGAACAAGCUGUCACUGGGACGGCUGAUGGCACAUAGCAAGCGGGCGGUGAAGAAGUUUGUAGGCUGUGAUGUGAUGCUGGAGCCUGGGGAGUAUGCUGUGGUGUGCUGUGCGUUCAACCACUGGCAGAUGUCGAUGUCUGGAUUGCCUUCCCCAUCACUGUCACCAGCAACAGGUGUCUCAGGUGUCUCAAGUCCCACAAGCAGUGGACGCCCUAUACCCGAGUUCCCAGGACAUAUCCUGGCUGUGUACAGCUCCAAGCCUGUCAUGGUGGAACAGAUGGAUUCACAACCCACCACACUGGCCGAUGCCAUCAUUCUGCUGACUGAGGAUAAAGGAGAGCGACACGAGGGCCGUGAGGGCAUGACCUGUUACUACUUGACGCAUGGCUGGGCGGGGUUGAUCGUGGUGGUGGAGAAUCGCCACCCCAAGUACUUCCUGCAUGUGUCCUGUGACUGCUCUGACAGCUUCAACGUGGUAUCCACUCGCAGCAGCUUGAAAACCAUUGACAGCGUCCCACCAUUGCAUAGGCAAGUGCUGGUGGUCCUGUCACAGUUGGAAGGCAAUGCUGGCUUCUCGAUCACCCAUCGCCUGGCACAUCGCAAAGCAGGACAGGCCUCCCUGGGAGAAUGGUCGCCCACCAAAGGAACCCACAGCCCGGCCCUCACCCCUGAUGUUGCCGGUCUGCACAACCCCCGGCCUUUGUGAGAAGAGGAUCUUCUGCACAAUCUCUGCUGCUGACAAAACCCGCAGAAUGAAGGACGGUUCAACAUGCACCUCACAGAGCCAUAGGCCUGUAUUGCAGCUCCCAGCUCCUGUAUACACCUCCCAGCCACUUUAUCUAAAGCAAAAAGGCGAUGGACUUUUCCAUCCCAUACGUAAGAACAUAGUCAGAGGGGGAACCAACCAGCAUUGUUCCGUUCCCCCACGAUCAGCUCCCAUACCUCAGCCGGUUGGGUUUUUUCUCAUCAGUGUCCGCAAGAGGAGUGAGAAUACAGAGCCCGCCCUGAGAAGCUGGUGAGGGAUGGGAGGAAGGAGGAGCCUGUGACAGCCUGGGGGAAAUAGACUCCAGGAGAUGUGACAGCACUGGUGGUCAGCUGUUAAUGUGGCUCAGGCUCCGUGUAUUGCCAUCCUCUUCUGCCAUUGUUCACUCACCAGGUGAGAAUGGAUCAAGAGUCUGCUUCCCACCGAGGGAUCCUGGAAAAUCCCACUUAGUAACCCAUCCCGCACUCGCCCUUCACCUGAACUAAUCUGGAGACUCCACACAGUCCUCUUCUCCUCACCACCAAUGUGCCUCACAAUGCCAUGUGCACACAUGUGUGCGCGCCAUCAUGCACACGGGUGGAUCUAGUGCAAAAAAAAAAUACUAUUUUUAUUAUGCCACCUCAUAAUGGCUCUAAAUCUAAACCCUGUCUUCUGUCCUCUUUCCUCCAAACAAAUAUUUGUUCCCACCAUUUAAGACAUAAAUGCAAAAGACAAAACUAUUAUGUCUGCACUGCAGUAGGUUUUCAUCAAUCAAUAAUGGUGUUGAGAAGUUUCAGUAAGGGGAGUGUCUAAUUUGAGUUAUCGCCAACCAGUUACUUGUCUCGGUACGUGCCUGGUCUGACUGAGGUACGUACACUGCUGGACAGGUUGCUUUUUCCUUGCUGAUCUCGCCAUAGUAUUGUGAGCACCAAGUUUCUGUGCCAAAUAGCAAAAGCAAAAAUAAAAUCAGAGGUUCGCUGGUGCGCCAAACAUAUGAUUUUGUUGUGUUGCAGUUUAAGUUACGCAAUCGUAUUUGUUCCAUCGAAGUAGUGCAAUGCAGGUGGAGGAAUUUGUAUUGUUUUGCCUACAAAUAUACAGUCAAUUCACUUUACAGUAUAUGCUGUGAAGCGCUUUGAGACGUCUAGAAGACGUGAAAAGCACUAUAUCAAAUGCAAGGAUUAUUAUUAUGUCCAGCAGGGGGAAUAGCACUCUAGGGGCCCUCAGAAUGUGAAGGGUUUAGAUUAACAGCUUUAUCUUUUAAAAGAAGACUGUUGAGAUUUUUGUGGGGUCCCAGGAAAUAAACUUAACGACUGCAGCAAAGUCCUCCCAGAAUUGCCUCUGUCAGCAAGUGUCCGCUGUCAGCAUUGAGCUUUAAAGCCACUCGUCCAGCACAGUAAUCUAGUGAA